Messenger RNA from Botrytis cinerea B05.10, 2478 nucleotides. It is a transcript of the gene Bcrad7, whose product is annotated as Bcrad7. The record is from RefSeq and is a predicted model, not a curated record. The transcript has 6 exons. Gene Ontology annotation, cellular component: SCF ubiquitin ligase complex. Bases 309 to 2192 code for a protein of 627 amino acids. NCBI's taxonomy places the organism in Eukaryota, Fungi, Ascomycota, Leotiomycetes, Helotiales, Sclerotiniaceae. Gene Ontology annotation, biological process: SCF-dependent proteasomal ubiquitin-dependent protein catabolic process.
GGUCUGUGUGUUACUAAAAACCACUUUACGCGGGACUUCGGAUUCAGAUUCAGAUUCAGAUUCAGAUUCAGAUUCAUAUGGGAGGCAAAAAGGGAAAAGAAAGGAAAGAAGUGGAAGGCGAAAGAGAACCAACCAACUGAAGUUAUUCACAUUCCGAACAAAUCCUCCAUCAAAGAACAAAGUUGAGACACGAAUUCCUCCUCCGUACCAAGACACCAUAUAUGAUUUGGACGAAAAGAGGACCGGCGUCAUAAUACUACGACUGAUUCAGACGGAAAUUCAUACUAGAAUCAAGGGAAACGAACAAGAUGAAUCCCCCUCCACAACCUCCUCUACCUGGAGGUUCUAAUGCUCAACCAGCUCCCAGAAGAUCAAUUCGUGGACCUCAAUCCGCAUUGACCGAUUUCCUGGCUGCUCACAAUAUCGAUGCCAAUCAGAUUCGUCAAGAUGCGAAUGCUCGUCGAGCUGCGGCCCUCGCUUCACAACAAACCGCUGAAGGAAACGAAGAUGCGGAUGAUGUAGAGGGAGAAGAGGAAUUGGCAUCUGCUGCGCCUGCUACACGUACCCGUUCCCGCCGAAAUGAAAGCGAAGCACAAAAGAAUAAGAGAAAGAAGGAAGAAGAAAAAGCAGUUGCCAAAAUCAAAGCCUCUAAAAAGUUUCAACGCCAGAGAGCUUAUGGAUCAGAUGAAGAUAUGACCGAUGAAGAUGAAGCCGCCCUACGAUUGUUCAAUGAAAGCAUGGCCCCCCUACCCGAUCAAAUGGAGAAUUGUGAACUUUGUGAAAAGAGAUUCACUGUCACAGCAUACAGUCGAGCCGGUCCAGAUGGAGGUCUUCUCUGCCCACAGUGUACAAAAGAACUCAAUAAGGAAGAAGGGCAAGCAAAAAAGAAACGAAAGUCUCAAGCUGGAGCACAAAGAAGAAAGAUUCAAAGUAAUCUUCUAGAUGGUGUAUAUCCAGGCGCCAAAGAUCUAAUGACCCUGUGUAUCGAAACCUUGGCCAAAAAUGUCGACAUGGCCGAUGACUUGGGAGAUUUACCGGAACCACUCAUGGAUAAAUUGUCAGCUAUACUUUCUAAGAGGCGUCUUUUACGUUCCAAUACUUUGAAUUUAUUCCUUCAGAAUGGUCGCGAAGUCAUCACCAUCUAUGAAGGUGCAUACUUAAACUCAGAUGAUUAUAUUCGAAUAUUUCAAGUUGUACCAAGUGUCAAAUCAUUACGCAUUCGAUCUGGUAUUCAAUUCAAAGACAAAGUAAUGGAACACCUUAUAGCAUCUACUGUCAAACUUGAGCAUCUGAGUUUGUCUGGUAGUAAUCUUAUAAGUGAUGAGAAUUGGAACCGUUAUUUCACGGAGAAAGGCUCACACCUCAAAUCUUUCAAGGUUUACUAUACAGAUGGCCAAUUUGGGGACGAUCAAAUCGAUAUGAUCACCAAGACAUGUCCUCAACUAAGUCGUCUCAAAAUCACCCAUAACCAAAAAGUCACUGAUGCUGGUAUUGCACACAUUUCGCGUAUCUCUACUCUUCAACAUCUCGGUUUGGAAAUUCACCAAACCAAAACCUCAGAACCAUAUGUUCAGAUUCUUGAUAGUGUUGGACCUCAACUUCAAACUCUCUCUCUUGGCCAAGUUCAUGAAAUCAACGAUUCUGUCUUGAACGCUAUUCAUGAGAAUUGUCAAAACCUAAACAAAUUGCGCAUCACAGACAAUAGUGUCUUAACAGAUGCAGGAUUUGCAAACCUUUUCACAAAUUGGUUAAAUCCUCCUCUUUCAUUUAUCGAUCUAUCCAAAAACCGUCAUAUCGAUGCUUCCGUUCCUCGCGAUAAUCCUGAUAAUAUCGGUCUCUGUUCCCUCGGCUUUCAAGCCUUGAUGGCACAUUCAGGUCUCACUCUCCGUUAUCUAGAUAUCAAUUCUUGUCGUCAUAUUUCCCUGACGAGUUUUGAAAAGACAUUUUCACUUGAAAAGGAAUAUCCAGAACUAGAGGAGAUGAAUAUUAGUUUUUGUCAGGAAGUUAAUGAUUUUGUAGUUGGAAGUAUCUUUAAGACUUGUCCGAAAUUGAAGAAGUUGAUCAUAUUUGGAUGUUUUAAGGUUAGGGAUGUGAGGGUUCCGAAAGGAAGAAUUCUCAUAGGUAUGCCUAAUGCGAUGGGGAUGCAAAUUGAAGGGACUGGGGAUGGAGGUGAUGGGAUGAGUGCUUGGUGAGGGGAGGGGAGGUGAGGUGGGGAUGAGGAUUGGUGAUUGAAGAGUGGUUGUCUGGGUUGAGACUGCAAUAUUCAGGCCGGAUCAUUACUGGAUACAUGUAAUGUGAGGUGGGUGAUUGAGACUUGAGAGUACUUUACGAAUGGAUGGAUACAUGCAUGGUGUUUAUGGAUAGUUAACUAAAUUAUGGCUUGCUUGUGUAGUUUCAUGAGAAAUCAAAUAGAUUAUCAUGUUGAUGUAAUAAUGAUGAUUCUUUUAAAUUUUAUUUUCAAAUGAUAUUUUCUUUCUA